AUGGCCCCAAAAAGAAAGAGAACCAUUGCAGACGAAGAAGAAGAAUUCCAACCAGAAGAUGAGGUUCAAGUCAUCGGAAGUGAUGAUGACGACGAUGAUGAAUUUAUGGAAAAUGUCGUUGAUGAUGAUGACGAUGACGAUAUUGAAUUCAAGGAAAAAGCAUCAAAAAAGAAAAAGAAAGAUGAAGACGAAGAAGAGGAAGAUGGCGGAAAAAAGAAAAAGAAGUCAUCAAGCAAAAAAUCAUCGUCCACAAAGGAAAAGAAGGAAACCAAGAAAAAGUCUUCUUCUUCCUCCGAUAAAGAUUCCAAGAAAAAGUCAUCAGGUGGUAAAAAGGGAAGCACAUCAUCGGGGCCAAAGAAAAAAGAUCUUACGAUCAAGGAUGAAAGCGAAGCAAGAAAGGUUGUUUUAGAACUCUUCAAGAAGGCAAAUCCCAUGGCCACUAAAUGUGUGGACAAGUUAGAAAGCAAAGGAGAAUUGACUGUAAAAGCUAGCGGAAAAACAAAAAUCUGGUGGAUUAAUCAAGAUAAUUUAGAAGUAUUGAGCAAGGAAGAACUGAAAGAAAUUGAUAAUGAAAUCAAAGAAUUGCAACAAGAAAUUGCAGGCGUGAGAUCUGACAUUACUCAACGCAGCAACACUAAAGCAAAACUCUUAAAGGCUCCAAAAACUGAAGAGCUUCCUAACAUUAUUUUGAAAGAGCGUGCUGAGCUAGAGCAAAAGAAGAAAAAGCUAGAGUCAUUACAAUCUGGUUCGACCAAAUUGUGUACCAUUGAAGAGAAAAAAGAAGCUUUAAAGCAUCUAGAGAAAUACUUGAAGGAAUGGAAAUCUAGGAAGAGAUUGACCAUGAGCAUUGUUGAUUCUAUUUGUGAACAUGCUGAAAAGACUCGACCUGCCUGA
Messenger RNA from Naegleria lovaniensis, 894 nucleotides. RefSeq lists its product as uncharacterized. Gene Ontology annotation, molecular function: double-stranded DNA binding; recombinase activator activity. Gene Ontology annotation, biological process: homologous chromosome pairing at meiosis; meiotic strand invasion involved in reciprocal meiotic recombination; meiotic joint molecule formation. Gene Ontology annotation, cellular component: condensed nuclear chromosome; DNA recombinase auxiliary factor complex. The transcript is spliced from 2 exons. NCBI's taxonomy places the organism in Eukaryota, Heterolobosea, Eutetramitea, Acrasida, Naegleriidae. The coding region runs from base 1 to 894 and encodes 297 amino acids. The record is from RefSeq and is a predicted model, not a curated record.